This is a messenger RNA of Wasmannia auropunctata (little fire ant), 3982 nucleotides long. Its product is annotated as patched domain-containing protein 3-like. The transcript has 12 exons. Gene Ontology annotation, cellular component: membrane. Lineage: Eukaryota; Metazoa; Arthropoda; Insecta; Hymenoptera; Formicidae. The record is from RefSeq and is a predicted model, not a curated record. The coding region runs from base 1424 to 3916 and encodes 830 amino acids.
CUAUUUCUCAAGUCACAUGCUUCGCGAUAAUCAGUACCAAAUGGAAGAAAUAGAUGACGAGAUAAGUCGCGUACUAGCUGAGUUAGCGCGGGUUUCAGUCAAUUUUCGCGAUCGCAAUGUCGCAGCGGGAUCGCACGAUUCAUAUUGUUCAUUAUAAGCAAUCGAGCUAAAUCCACGGGAAUGUGAUACGGAAAUAAAUUGUUGUUUGUUCGCAAUUUGUCUAGUAAAAAAUACGAUUUCAGCAAAUUCUUUAGAAAUCUCUUAGGAAUUUUUGGAGUUUAUAGGGAGCUAACGUUAUCAAAAAUCUCAAAUUUCUAGUAGAAGCAGUGCACCGAGCACUAAUUAUAAGAUACUAAAAUCACAUGUAUCAGAAUUAUAUUACGAUUUAAAUUUUAUUUAUAUAAAUCCUACACUUUUUUAAUUUUUAAAUAGCUUUAUUGAAAAUGUACCGCAGUAAUCAUUGCUCUCGUAAUCAUCCUCAAUAUAAUAUAUGUAUAUAACUUCAUUAAUAAACCAUCAAUAAUAUUUGUUCAAGUGUCUUUUGCUUUUAUUUCUUCGCGCAUUUUCUUCAUCUUUUUACAGCAUGUUUCAUGAAAACCAUCAAUUUUUAAUAUGCAUUAUAUAUUAGAUAAUUUCUUGAAAUUUUGUUGCGUGUUCUUAAAAAUGUUUGUAAACUGUAUCUGCUGAGAAUGUCGAAGAUCUCAUUUAUAAAGCAGUGCAAAACAAUCUAAAGAGCUUUAUUCAUUCGUAUGACAGUGCAUAUCUGCUCCUCAUCUCUAAUUAACGAUUAAUUGAUAGCUUAAUUGACCUAGAUGAUAGCGGGCUAGUAAAGAAGAAGUUAGGUUUUAUGGCAACCGCGGGAAUACUAUCUAAUUAUACGUGCAAUUCUGAAGUCACCUUGAAUGCAUCUUGAAUGCAUGAAGCAAAACUCGGUUUCAAGUUUUUUUUUAUCAGUAUCGAACAACAUACAUAUAUUGCAACGUGUGACAAAUUAAGAAGAGAAAUAAAAUCAACAAAGUUAUGAAAGUUAACGAUGAAAGCAAACAUUUUGUUUCCAGUAGAAAUUUAAAAAAAAUUAAAAAAGGAGAAAUAUCGAUUAAAAUUAGAUUACGUAAGAUCAGAAAUUCCGAUGUGAUGUCCGUGCUUUGGCAUCUUACAUAAUUCGAAGAUCAUUGGCCCCGACGUUAGGUUUAUUGGUUACCAUUGUCUGACGAUCAUAUUGAUCGUGGAUUGAAUUUAUGUGAUUUAAUGCCCGCCGGCUGUCGUUGGGUUCAAGUUUAUAAUAGCAUUUUCGAAUACGAAGAUCGGAUUUAGCAUAGCCACAAAACCGUGGCUCUGGCUAAUAAUUUCCCUGUGCCUAAAUCUCAUCUGUGGUCUCGGACUGUUACUCUGGAGGGAGGAGAUUGACGAAGUAGAACUCUAUAUGCCAAUUAAUUCUGUGUUCCGUAAGGAUGCCGCGUGGGUGAAGGAGCACUUCCGAGACGAUCUCAGACACGAAAGUGUCAUCGUCACUGCCCCCAACGUGCUGGAUCCCGAAGUGCUGCGAUCGAUCAGAGAUAUUGAAAGAGAUGUGAAGAAUAUAGUGGUAAAUAAUAAUACUUGGGAAGAUGUGUGCGCUGGAUAUUUUGCAUGGUUCCAAGAAGAUGAUAAAUGGGAAACUAUGGAUAAAUCUGAGUUUCCCGAAGAAUAUCUGCCUAUUAUAAACAGUACAAUGACGAAGGAACCCUGUAUUCAUAAAUCCCUUUUGAAGAUAUGGCAUAAGAACGGUAGGAACAUCGAUAAAUUGACAAAGACUAGAAUACUGAAGGAUGUUACUGCGACUCUGCAAAAUAAGAAUAAAAAAGACAUAUUAUCCGACAUCAAGCCGCUACUGGGCGGCGUCGAAUAUGACCUGAACGGGAGAGUAAAGGGUGCGAACGCGACAAUUUUAUUUUGGUUGCUGAAGAAGACCAAUCCGCAGUCACCGGAAUGGGAGAUCGAGUUCAUCGAGAGGGUACUGCAGUCGAAUCGUACCCUGCCGCCGGGCAUGAAACUCUACGCAAUAACGAAACGUAGCUACCAAGACAUGCUGCACGAGGUGGUCAACAGUAACAUGACUGUAUUGUUCUGCGGCAUGUCGCUGAUCACAAUCUAUGUGAUCGUGAUGAUCAGUCGGUGCAACGCGAUGCAGCAACGGAUAUACCUAUCCCUCAUGGGUAUCUUCGUGGUCGGCCAGGCUAUCUUGUCGUGUUACGGGCUGUGCUAUUACAUGGGAUUUUUCUACGGCCCGGUUCAUCCGAUCCUGCCGUUUCUACUACUUGGUAUCGGCGUCGACGAUAUGUUCAUCAUCAUGCAAAGCCUUGAAAAUACAUACGAGACGGACAAGUCCUUAGACAUUCCUACUCGUAUAGCAAAGUCCAUUCAAGUCUCAGGGAUGUCCAUCACCGUGACAUCGUUCACCAACAUGGUGGCCUUCGCCAUCGGCAUGACGACGGUGAUGCCGUUCCUGAGGUCCUUUUGCAUAUUCGCCGCAAUGGGUAUACUAUUCCUCUAUAUUUACGAGAUCACGUUCUUCGUCAGCUGUCUGGUAUACGACGAGAGACGAUUGGCGGCGAAGAGGGAGGGCUGCUGCUGCCAGCCGCAGCCCAAUUGGCGAUCGAACAAGUGCAGCAAGCAAAACUUUCAACGGUUCGUUUUCGAGAAAUACGUCGGGCCCUGCGUGAUGAGAACGUCGAUGAAGACGAUCAUCCUGUUAGCCACCGCUAUCUUGCUGGGCGUUAACGUGUGGGCGAUAUUUCAAUUGGAACAGAACUUCGAUCCGCUCGUCUAUUUGAAUCAGGAGUCCUACCCUAUACAGUUCAACAACGAACUGAUGAAAAACUUUCCAAAGUACGGCAAGCAUGUCAAUAUAUACCUGACGGGCGUGGACUAUUAUGAGGAUCGCCAUGCGCUAUCCCAGCUGGUAGACAAUCUGAAGCAAAAUCCGUACGUCAACAAUCGUACUUUGGACCCGUGGUUCACCGCGUAUCAGGAGUGGCUGGACACUACUGGCAAAAUACAUUACGUCGAGGAUAAAGAGGAGUAUUAUAACAUACUCACGGAAUUUCUGCUAUUCACGGUGAAGGGCCAAGCGUACAUCCAGAAUAUGAAAUUCAAUAAAUUGCCGUUUAACGACUACAAUAUUACGACGUCGCAAAUUACAGUGCAACACAUUCCCAUAAGUACAUCGGCCGAUCAAAUACGAGCUAUGCAAUCCAUCAGAGACGCCGUGCAAUCAGUGAACUUCACUCAGGGAUACGAUCACGUCGCACUUUAUUCGCUCGAUUAUAUAGCAUGGGCAUCGAACAAAAUCAUUGGCGAAGAAUUGAUCAGGAACUUGAGUUUAGAGAUACUGGCGGUAGGAAUAGUGACACUGGUCCUACUUAGGAAUUUACUCGCGUCGUUUUGGGUGAUGUGCUGCGUGCUGUUCACGCUCAUCGAUCUUCUAGGCUCAAUGUACUUUCUAGGAUUGACUGUCGAAAUAUCGUCGACUAUUAUGAUCCUGUUAUGCGCCGGAUUGGCAGUUGAUUAUGCCGCGCACAUUGGACUGGAAUUUAUACGCUCAAGCGGCAGUAAAAAAGAACGAGCACUAACGACGUUUAACAUUAUCGGACCGGCAGUGUUUAAUGGUGGCUUGAGUACAUUCCUUGCCUUUAUCCUGUUAGGUUUCAGUCAGGCUUACGUUUUCAUAGCUUUUUUCAAGCUGAUCACGUCCGUAGUGGUGUUUGGUUUGUUUCACGGAUUACUAUUUCUACCUGUGAUAUUGAGCUUGGCGGGACCCAGUGAGAGAAGGCAACACAGCCUAGAAAAGAGUCAAGCUAUGCAAUAUCACAACGGUUAUUUUACCGUCCAUCUGUCCCAAAAUGGGAAAGAUACAGAAGACGCAAUUGCUAAAUGACGUUUAGCAAUGCUUCAAAAGGCUGCUUAGGUAAAAAUAUUUUUGUAGAUAAUUGUAGCGCACUGG